Clonostachys byssicola is the source of this 4302-nucleotide messenger RNA. The record is from the annotation of a GenBank genome assembly. Lineage: Eukaryota; Fungi; Ascomycota; Sordariomycetes; Hypocreales; Bionectriaceae.
GAGAGACCAUGUACGAGAUGCAUUAAACGUAAUAUCGGCCAUCUUUGCCACGACGAGCCUCGAGAUGCCGACUCCAAGAAAAACAAGAACGCCACCCAGGGCGCACCAUCCGUUGCUGCUUCAACCAUUGAAGACUCGCAGGACGCCCGGUCUGACGUCGGUCGUAGCUCUGUUUCGAGCACCAUGGGCCCGCCACCUGUGUUCGAUGGUACCGGCCGGCCACGAGCUUCGUCGGGCUUUGGCGCUGGGCUGCUCGGCCAGAGGAACACGCUGCCGCUUGUGCAACAAGCCGCUGCUGCAGCAGCUGCAGCAGGGCUCCAAGGUAAUUCGCUGGGAACGAGCGCCACAGGAAAUGCGAACCAAUUCGCAGGAUUCUCAGACGCCUGGAUGACCGCGCAGAACUUCCAGGACAUGAACAACUACAACCCCAACUACAUGAUUGCCCCCGAGGUCUCGCACGAGUUCAAUCUAUUAAACGACUUUUUGCAUACCAGUCUCCUUGACGAUACCGGCGUGGCGCCGGAUGAUACCUCGCAGAACCAAGCCUUUGUGCGAGCCAUGAAACAAGAAAUGCUUUCUGGCUUUGGAGCUGGCGGCCUGGCUGGAGGGGCAGGCCAGGCUGCCAACGUGCCUCCCGGGGCCAUGAUGCCACCCCCGAACCUAGAUGGCAGCUCUGGUCCCCUUCCCGGCAACGCUAUGCAGAUCGACAAGGACAAGACACGCGAAUACUACCUCCAGGCUGCGGAUCCAUCUGGGAGCGACAACCCGGAAGAACGCAUGCUUCGUGUGCUCAAGGCGAAGUACGAUGCAGGCCUCCUCAAGCCGUUCAAUUACAUUAACGGGUAUGCGCGACUUGGCAAGUAUCUCGACGGCCACAUUGCCGCCUCUUCCAAGCAGAAGAUUCUGAGAACAAUCAACCAAUUCCGUCCUAAGUUCAGAGAGAAGGCCCAAGGCUUGACGGACAUCCAGCUUGUCUACGUCGAGAUGUGGUUCGAGAGGCAAUUGAUGGACUACGACCGCGUCUUUGCCAGUAUGGCAGUGCCCGCGUGCUGUUGGCGGAGAACUGGCGAGAUCUUCCGCGGGAACAAGGAGAUGGCUGAACUUAUCCAUGUUCCCGUCAACCAAUUACGAGAUGGCAACAUUGCGCUGCAUGAAAUUCUCACAGAAGAAUCCAUGGUGCGGUACUGGGAGGAGUUUGGAACCAUCGCUUUCGAUCCUGCACAUGACACCCUCCUGACAGCGUGUUCAUUAAAACACCCAAGUGAUACAUCCGAUCACCCAGUUAUAAAAUGCUGCUUCUCGUUUACCAUUCGAAAAGAUGACCAUAAAUUUCGUUGCAACCCGAGAGCUUGGCUUCUCCUGCGAAUAUCCUCAAACACUACCAAGGCCAUGGGUAGAUUCGACCAGGCCGCCGGGCGUGAAAAGCGUGAUAAGAAACUCCAGCCUGUCAUUGGUACCGCCCUCCCUGGAACUCGCAAAAACCCUUGCGUAUUGUUAACGGCGAAGUUUGUAGAUUUCGCAAGACACGUCCACUCCAACCUCGGCCACCCACAAACGUCCAUCUCCGGUAUCAACCUCCAGUCCGAAAUCAAUCAUCAGAUCAGUAUCGUCACCGAGUUGUCCCAUAAAUCGCCACUCGGGAUCUCGCCGCGCAUAGCGAAAGAAUUGGAGAGAAACGGCAAAGACCUCUGGAAUCUAUGUAUUCGAUUGAGGAGGGAUAAUGCUCAGGGCCCCGGGGUAUCUCUCCUUCUUCUCCGGGCGCGCGUCUUCUCGUUCCAUCUUCUUGAGCUGGGGCGUGGUGCUAACCGCGGGAGGAGAGAUAAGGAGUCCGAGAUUGUGUACAUGACCGGCUUGGUUCUCACGCUCGGGAGGUUAUGCCUGGAUGACGAGGAUCUGGACUCUGCAAGAAUCAUAAUGCAGAAAGCUACCAACUAUAUCGAGCGACUACACAGCCUGGCCCAGGAAGACGGUCCAAACAAAAGCAGGAUUGCACUUGAAGCGGACUAUCUUGUUGUGAGGAUAGCUCUGUCGUGGAAAGAAAAUCGCCUUGGCGUGGCAGAGCAUAUAUUCAGCAAGGCAGAGCAACUCACAAAUACCCUUGAAAUCGCAUCGCUCGAAAUGAUGGCCGAUACUCUACGACACGUAGGCGCCGACUUGCACGCAAAGGGGGACCUACUCAUGGCGAUAAAAUGGCUCAAGAGAGCAUACAAUGCGUUGAAUUCCCGCCCAUUGGACCAUCUUUCGGUAGAAGGCCUUGAUACUCGCCUUUGUGUCUGUCAGAAUCUUGUGCUCAGUUUUCUGAAGUCUGGAUCACAGGAGCAUGUUUCCGAAGCGAAAGAUCUCGUCUCAUCUAUCGAAUCAGAGAUUGGAGAUAAGCCCAUUGUUUUACACUGGAAACUGGAAAUGCUUCAACAAUCUCCGCCAGAAUUGAUGGAUAUGGACAACUACGCGGGGAUAUUACGGCGUAUGAUUCGCGUACUUGAUUUUUCAGAGGAAGAGUUUCAGUUUGUCCUAUCCCAUAUUAAAAGGCUCCGCAAUAUGAACUCCAAAUUAGCCUGUGGCGUUCUUGAUGAUCUAUUAACACAUCGUGUUCUUCAGUCCAACAACUUAGCCUGGUUGGAUAAGGCACUUGUGACCCGCAUAUGGGUGAGCACAAUGGAAUCGGCCCCCUUUGGAGAUUCGUGGGACACAGGGUUGCUCGAGACUCUCGACAAGGUACACAAGUCCAGCCCAGAACCUCUCAGCCCCGAUGCUACAGGAGCAGCACAAUCACUACUGUGGAAAAAGAUCGAGGCUACGAUGAGCUGCCACCAGUACCAAUCGGCUGAUAAAUGGUGUCUGGUUGCUCUUCAUCCGAUAUUUUCAAAUUCUGGCCCUUCGAACCAAGCGAAAUUUGGACGAAAACGGAUUCUUUGUGCGAUUUCUUUGAAUAAGCCUGAAAAUGCAUACGAAACUUUCGGGGCAAUGCCAGCAAAGUCUCAGGAUGAUUGCCUGACCAGAUUCCUCAUGUUCAAGGCUUCUUUACUUGACUUCAACCAUGAUGUAGCACUGAAGUCCAUCGAAUAUCUAAGCCGCUGCGCAACUGAGGCAAAUGUUCAGGAAAUGCUUUACGCUUGUAUUCGGGAAUCUCAACAGGCUUACGACAAGCUGUGCACACUGACCGCUCUGCAGGCGGUUGCUGAGAACUGGUCUUCCGAGCAGGUGUCAGUUACAAGCCUCCCUUCAAUUCUGCGGUGCUGCGUCAGGCUUAUCGUGGUAAUUGAAAAGGAGAACGGAGCCGGCGAGUCUUCAAGCAUGUUUUCUGAUGACAUCUGCAAGAUCUUCGCGAUCGGGGCGACGCGUGCAAAGGCGGGCUCCUUGAGUGCGGACGGAAAGAAGGCAUUUUCUACAAUUGAACUUCACUGGUUUCGGAAGAACAGUUUCAACAUCGGUGUCAAAAACUGCUCCUCGUGGGACAUGCCGAAAGUCAUUAACGUUUUCUCCUCGUGUCUAGACUUCAUCAGUUGUUACCCCGACGACAUGCCCAAGGAAGACUACGAAGAGUUACAUGUGAUGUCCAUGCGUUGCCAUUUCAUCAUGGGAGCAGCCAAAGUUUCUAUAGCACGGACAGAAGAUCGGCUAGAUGAAAGGCUCCAAAAAUAUCUCGAGGUCAGGCGCCAUGCGGCAGCUUUCGAUCUUGAGCUGUGCAAGGAGGCAGUCGGGCGAGACGAGUCAACCAUUUUGGAUCUGUACCGGAAGCUGUCGACCCUGCUAGUCUUUGACUUUGAGGGAGCCAUAGCAUUGAAGAGCUGGGAUGACCUGGGUAAUAUCGUGAGGAAAGCCGAAAACUGCAGAGAUGAGACAACACUCAAAGCCAUGGGGGAUUGCCUCCUCAGAAGUGAGACCCCAAGUAAAGUCAUGUUCUCGACAAUGAGAUUGAUUGUCAAUGGUAUUUUUGUCUUGGAAAAUUUCGAUACACUGAGGCUUGCCAAGUACUUGCGGUGCAUCUUCCAGGUCAUCCUGCCUCUUGACGACACAUUGGCACUUCAGUUGCUAGAUGAGACUUCACAUAUCGCCAGAGAAGGUAGCCAAGUUGGUUCCUCUCUGCCUCCAACAGAUCUUGAAUGGCUCGUUGCCACGGCCUUCAAUCACGCCAUUGAUUUCUUCACCCGCGGCGAAGAGGAUCUCUGUCAGCGUUGGGCACUACGAGCCAUCGAGCUGGCUGGCGCCAUGGAGGACGAAGGACAAAUGGGAGAUCUCUUGCAAGGGAAACUCGCAAAACUCCCCUUCCAAUCGCGGCCUCAAGCAAACCCAGAGAGAUGA